GAGAUAAUAAGGGAAGUGAACGAGAAACAGACGCAUUGUCCUUUGAUAGCAAUCUAGACUUUUCCUGUUCCUCAGAAAGGACUUUUUUUGACUGCCUGCUCUCUGGGUUGACUAAGGAGGUGGCGUCACUGUUUUAAAGCUGAAGAAAGAUCAUCUUUUGGCAGAGAAGAAAGUCUCCCCAGAGUGUGCUGACUCCCUUCUCCUUACAUUUAGGAUGCAAUGAGUGAUGAUGUUAUCCACAGGAUUCCUGUUGUGCCUAGACUUGCAAAAGAGUGACUGCAACCACAGGUGAUGCCAUGGAAGUCUCCUCCCCACCCCAAUUUCCUGACACCUUUCUUAGCAACUGAUCUAUUCCUGCACUGCUAAGAAGAGUGGAGGUUUUACUACCAAAGAUAGUAGGUGCACAGUAUCUGCCCUCCCCACCGCCCUUGCUCGUUCUCCUACAUGGCUACACUCAAGAGCAUUCUCUAAGUAGAUGGCUCUCGGAGAAGUCAAGCUAUAGAUAGAACAGCUGCUUCUGGUGAUUUCCAAACUAUUUCCUUCAGGAAGUCCUUUCCGAAGCCCAGAAGAUUGUGGAUUCUUUAUCAGACGCUCAGAUGGGCUCCCAACUGAAUGAACAUCUUAUAUUCAUAUUAUCUCGGCUCCUGUCAGCUUUCAUCAUUCUGGCCAAUGUUUUCAUUAUAUUUGGGAUCCUGUUUAAUCGCAAGCUCCAUGGAACCAUCAACUGGUUCUUCCUGAGUCUGCUCAUUGCUGACCUCUUGGCUGCGGGAGCUCUUCCCCAUGUCUUUCAGAAGGAUCAUGUGAGCUAUUCGUGCUUAGCACGUUAUGUUGUGCCCAAUUUCCUUUUUCUCUCUUUUUUAGCCAAUCUGCUGGUGAUGCAUUAUGCUAAAUAUACAUGCAUCAUCCAACCACUGCACUACCGCCAGUCCUGGGUUUAUCGCUGGUCUGGUCUUUACAUAUGCUUAGCAUGGGUGUCUCCCUUGACUUUUGCUUCCAUGCCAUUGGCUUGGUACCAAGGGAAUUCCAGUCAGAAGUGCUCUGCUGAACAAGUCUUAACGUUGCCUUACCUCUUUGUAGAAACCUAUGUGUUCAUCAUCCCAAUCAUCUUUGCAAUAGCUGUAAUGGUAAUCCGAAUACUCUGUAUAGCCAGAAAGCAGCUUAAAACAUUAAAAAAACUGCUUAAUUCAGUGAAUCAAAGUCAGACCCCAUCGGAAUUGGAACAACAACUGGAACUGAGGCAUGCAAAGAGUAUCGCCAGUGUCUCUCUCAUCUUCCUGGUCUGCUGGGUGCCAUAUAUUGUUUGUUUGAAUAUCUCACUACAUUUAGAAAUAAAAGGUAAUAGCACUCUUGCUAUUGUUAUCUGCAUAGGAACUGCCAGUGCUGCUGUAAUACCCAUCAUCCUCAGUCUUGGCAAUCAUCAAUACAUCGAAUUUUGGAGUGACAUGGCCAUGAAAGCCUAUAGAACCUGCUGCCAAAGACAGGGGUGCAAACAAAAACAAAAUAAUCAGCCCCGUGGCAAUAAUACAGAAAUUCCUACAAUUGCAGACUGAUGCUUUGCAGUGGGAAGUCAUCGAAUCCCUCAUCCAGCCAUUUAGCAGCACAAAUGCUUCAAUCUUCUCCCUUCUGCUUGGAAUGAAAUGGGAAUGUGUGCUUCCAUUCAUGGUUUCCCAUAACUUAGAUCAGAAUUCUGCUGUUUGUUGGGGAUCUAAUGCCAUUCAAAGGUUCAGCUAAAUAUAGAAAGGACAUUUCUUUUUCUUUUCCUUGCUGGCAGUCCUGGGAACACAAAGAAGGUUGGAAUGCCUUGAAAACACAUUAACUUUGAUUUGCUAUCAAAAAAUGGAGAAGUUGAAAAACAAUGAACAGUUGGGAAUAGAUUCUCCUACACAGCUCUAUUCCUGAAUUCCCCUCCUCCUAAAUCCCUAACUUCUAGACCUGCUGCUUACAUUAACCCCCCUUUCUCCUGACAUGGAAAAAAGUCCCUGGUUCUCCAUUAUAAGAAUGUCAGAAUAGAAGAUAACAUCUGAAUUUCAGCAGCCUUAGCAAUCCUUGUUCCUUAAAUUCCUUGCAGUGCAAUUGAAGGAUAUUGGGAAGCCAUUGGGACAUUUGUAUAUCAAGUAGGCUGGAUUUACAAUGAACCAUAGGUUCAUAUGAAUAUGUGAAAUGGGAUCACAAGCAGAGUAACCAAAACCAAAUACUGACCACAUUCUAAAAUCAAACCCUUACAAUGUAAGUUAAUCUCUGUUGAAAGAUCAAGAUUCAUUCAUUAUGAAGGCAUGCAAGUACAUAAAUAAAUCUUCCAUUUCCCAUUAUCUUGGCCUUGGCUGCCUCUCACAACAACCCCAUGAGAUAGAAAAGGCCCCAAUUAUUCACAUGUUUACAAAUAAGGAAAACUACACUGAGGCACACUCCCAUUUUCCUGGUAUUCUCAACAUCACCAAUAACAACACAUGCCCCCCUCUGUAGUUGAGGUCUGUAGUUGAUACCUGAGACUUUAAGGACCGAAACAGAUGAGGAAGGAGCUAAUGCUAUUUCAGCAAAUCUGAAUUCUUGGAUCAACCCUGAGCAGAAUACUCCCAACUCAAGGCUGGGAAGAGAAUGGACAAAUGUUCACUGAUUGAAAAUACUAAGAUAAAAAGCUUAAGAAUUUAUACCUUAUAAAGCUAAUACUGUAUGCUAGGCUCCUUUGUUGUGUCCUGCCAUAAUUAACUCUUCAUUGUAAAUACCAGUUUUUGUUGGCAAUAAAGAAUUUUUAAAACUGU
Molecule: messenger RNA, 2759 nt
Organism: Thamnophis elegans (Western terrestrial garter snake)
Lineage: Eukaryota; Metazoa; Chordata; Lepidosauria; Squamata; Natricidae
Gene: GPBAR1
Product: G protein-coupled bile acid receptor 1
Biological process (GO): G protein-coupled receptor signaling pathway
Cellular component (GO): membrane
Molecular function (GO): G protein-coupled receptor activity
Source: RefSeq, a predicted model, not a curated record